Molecule: messenger RNA, 1172 nt
Organism: Nannospalax galili (Upper Galilee mountains blind mole rat)
Lineage: Eukaryota; Metazoa; Chordata; Mammalia; Rodentia; Spalacidae
Gene: Siah1
Product: siah E3 ubiquitin protein ligase 1
Exons: 2
Coding region: 16-957 (313 amino acids)
Biological process (GO): proteasome-mediated ubiquitin-dependent protein catabolic process; multicellular organism development
Cellular component (GO): cytoplasm
Molecular function (GO): ubiquitin protein ligase activity; zinc ion binding; ubiquitin conjugating enzyme binding
Source: RefSeq, a predicted model, not a curated record
GCCUUCCACCUGCUCAUGACUGGAAAGCCGCCGGGACAAUUUCUGCACUUGUGGAGGGGAGUCCUGCUCACUUGCUUGCCAAGGGCUAGGACGAGGAAGAAGAAAGAAAUGAGCCGUCAGACUGCUACAGCAUUACCCACUGGCACUUCAAAGUGUCCACCAUCCCAGAGGGUGCCUGCCCUGACUGGCACAACUGCAUCCAACAAUGACUUGGCGAGUCUUUUUGAGUGUCCCGUUUGCUUUGACUAUGUGUUACCACCCAUUCUUCAGUGUCAGAGUGGCCAUCUUGUUUGUAGCAACUGUCGCCCAAAACUCACGUGUUGUCCAACCUGCCGCGGCCCGUUGGGAUCCAUUCGCAACUUGGCUAUGGAGAAAGUGGCCAAUUCAGUACUUUUCCCUUGUAAAUAUGCCUCUUCUGGAUGUGAAAUAACUCUGCCACAUACAGAGAAAGCAGACCACGAGGAGCUCUGUGAGUUCAGGCCUUAUUCCUGUCCCUGCCCUGGUGCUUCCUGUAAGUGGCAAGGCUCCUUGGAUGCUGUCAUGCCCCACCUGAUGCAUCAACACAAGUCCAUUACAACCCUCCAGGGAGAAGACAUAGUUUUCCUUGCUACGGACAUUAACCUUCCUGGUGCUGUUGACUGGGUGAUGAUGCAGUCUUGUUUUGGCUUUCAUUUUAUGCUAGUCCUAGAGAAACAGGAAAAAUACGAUGGCCACCAGCAGUUCUUCGCGAUUGUACAGCUGAUAGGAACACGCAAGCAAGCGGAAAAUUUUGCUUAUCGACUUGAGCUAAAUGGUCAUAGGCGGCGAUUGACUUGGGAAGCUACUCCGAGAUCUAUUCAUGAGGGAAUUGCAACAGCCAUUAUGAAUAGUGACUGCCUAGUCUUUGAUACCAGCAUUGCACAGCUCUUUGCAGAAAACGGCAAUUUAGGCAUCAAUGUAACUAUUUCCAUGUGUUGAAAUGGCAAUCAAACAUUUCUGGCCAGUGUUUCAAACUUGCAUUUGACUUUACAGAGAAUAAAGCACCAUCUGCUUGCCAACCUAAGACUCUGGGUAGGUAGAAGCUAGACACAUGAAGGUAAAUAAAAGAAAGGCUGUUAAAUACAGGAAACAGUUGCAUGUAAUAACACUAAUAUAUUUAAAAAUAAUUCAACAGUAAACCACUGAAAAAAAAA